Messenger RNA from Clonostachys rhizophaga, 5631 nucleotides. The record is from the annotation of a GenBank genome assembly. NCBI's taxonomy places the organism in Eukaryota, Fungi, Ascomycota, Sordariomycetes, Hypocreales, Bionectriaceae.
AUGGCUCACAAACCACUUCCAGAGCUACCAGCUCCCAUUAUCGAGCUUCCCAGAUAUAUUUCUCAGCAUCCAGAGAAGCCUGUGGCCAAGAUCCUUGAGCCCUACCGCCAAUAUGAGGCUGGCCUCCGAUCAUUGUUUGCACAGGAUCGCAAGAAUCCAGUCCUCCAAGAUCCUUACGUCAAUGUGCUGCCUCUCUUCACCAACGACACCAAAUCAAUCACUACUCGCGCCAGGGAUCUGUCCACCGAGCCAGUGGAGGAACAGUCCAGAUAUAUCAUGCCCUUGACAGAGGACAAGCGCCGUCCGAAUGGAUCCCCGGCUACGGUUUCGGACCUUUCCGAGUUCCAGAAGAAUUUCAACGUCUUCUCAGAGUCGUCACUGGCAGAGAUGGAUUGGGAUAAUGUUGUGGCAGCAGGCUCAUCGGUUGUAAAUUGUCUGCUGCCCGUUCCUGACGAGUACAAAAUGCCCAAGCGCAAACUGCGCGAGUAUUAUCACGAAAAGUUCUGUCCCGCGUCGGACGUUGAUCUCUUCCUUUACGGUCUGACGCCCGAGGAUGCAAUCGAGAAAAUCAAGCAGAUUGAGCAAGCGGUGCGAGAUGUUCUUCUAAAUGAAGUGACCGUGAUUCGCACCAGGUAUGCCAUCACCAUCGCCAGCCAAUACCCAGUGCGGCAUAUACAGAUUGUGUUGAGGGUCUAUAGCUCAGUCAGCGAAAUACUGACCGGCUUCGACAUCGACGCCGCAGGUGGUGCCUACGACGGCAAGCAAGUCUACGUGACUCCCCGCGCUUUAGGUAGCUUCAUAACCCAGAUCAACCAUGUCGAUUUGAGCCGUCGGAGCCCUUCAUAUGAGAAUCGCUUGUCCAAGUACUCCCAUAGGAACUUCGAAGUCUAUUGGCCGGAUCUUGAUCGAUCACGUAUCGAUCCUACCAUCUUCGAGAGGAGCUUCCAGAGAACACUCGGUUUGGCGCGUCUUCUGGUUCUCGAGAGCCUGCCAUCCACCUCGGCCCGGCAGGAUUAUCUAAAUAAACGACGUCGGGAGCGUGGGCGGCCAAUCGUACAGCAGAACCGAUUCAAGCUAGGGGAGGGCAACAUCAAGGAUGAUUAUGAGGACGAGGUCGCUGACUGGCUAUCAUCUGAGGAGGUCAGCAAUUAUCAUACCUUCUCCGUGCCGUACGGUCAGAGGUUCGGCGUCAAGCGGAUCGAAAAACUAUGCUACACACGAGAUCUUCUACUCAAUGCCGAAUGGAAUCAAAACGAUAAACGGGAGGUUUAUCUCCAUCGACACCCCGCCUUCUUCGGCCGUGUUGAGGAUAUUGUCGAGGAUUGCUGCGGAUAUUGCCCCGAACCUGUCACAAAUGAGGAGAAGGAGGUUGCGGAGAGGGAAUCACAGAUCUACAUAUCUGGAAAGAUCUCGUUCUUGACUGAUGACCCUGGCCGUCAGCAAAUAGGGUCCUUCAACCCGCUCACAGAGAAGGACUGGACCGAUAUGGCGUAUAUCGGGGACACUGCACGUCUUUGCCAAUCCAUUGUCGAUGAUGAAGUUGACAAGAUUAAAGGAUGGAUCUCACAGCUAGAUGCUGAUAUCAAUAAGCGGGACUAUACUGGACGAACACCACUGCAUCUGGCAGUCACUUCUUCGACCCCGAACGUAGUACGGUGUCUGGUAGAAAACGGCGCUCGCAUCACGGCUCGAUUAGCUGACGGUCGAACGGCACUUCAUCUAGCGGCCGCUCGUAACAACACCGAGAUGAUUAAGAUCCUCUUAGAUAAGAGCGCCGAAAAUGAGGAGGCUGAUGCGGAUCGGGUAGAGAAGAGGCGUCGAGACGCAAAGUCGGGCAAGUCGGAUCGUGAUGGGGAUACCGAGAUGCAUGAUGACCAAGAGGAUGGGGUUGACAUGGAUGACGAGGAACAACGCCUGGUGGAUACUGAAGAACAAGAAAUCGACGAGGCAGACGACGGUGCCAGUUCCAAUGAAGUCCACAUGGAUGAGGAUGAAGGUGAAGAAGAUGAAGAUUCCGACGGAGAGCUCAUCGGCUCCGAAGAGAGUGAUGAUGGAGCGCCAACGGAGACGACGGGAUCGUUUGUUAAACUGAAGCGCGUCACCGAAUCUAUUGAUCAGCUUGCCCUUGAGGAAUCCGAUGAAGGCCCGGACUACUACGAUAUCGAUGUUCUGGCAUGGGAUGUUCCCUGCUCGCCGCUGCACUUGGCGAUUGCGGGAGGUCACGAAGAUGCUGUCAAAGCCCUUUGUGACUAUGGCGCCGACUCGAUUCUCCCUGUGAAGUUCCUGAGUCAGAUCGAUGAUGACCAGACUGCCGCGAUCUUGACGCUGACACUCGCCCUCUCUCUACCUUCGGAGCAAGCCAUCUCCAUGACGAAGUUGCUCCUCAGUCUUGGCGCCAUAUCAUCACAGGCCGAUUCCAACGGGGCUACUGCGUUUCACCGAUUCGUAGAAAGUGGCAGAAAGGAUAUGGUCGACACCCUGCUUGAGCAAGACAGGGCAGGAGUAAAGAUGGCUAUCAACCACAUGGUGAUGGCCGGGUCUAGCUGGGACCCCGAAGCUAUAGCUCCUCUACACUCAGCCGUCGAACGAGGAGACUCUAUUCUUGUCUUGAAACUUCUCAAUGCUGGGGCUAAUGCAACUGUCAAGUUCGAUGCGUGGCUCAAGGCUGCUAAGACAUCUGCAAGGAUAUCCUCUGAACUGGGUACCUUUGACACCAAUCAGAAAUUGUAUCGCAAGUUGCUGCAGCCUCUGUUUGCUGCCGUGCAGGCUGACAACCACGAGGCGGCUGUCAAAAUCUUGGAGUCGGGCGCCGAUCCAAAUUCGCUGGACGCAGAGACGCUCGAGCUAUUGGAAGACGAGUUCAACCGUCGAUAUUACACAGGCAUGUCCAUCUUGAACACUGUGGAGUCUCGAAUCGGUAAACUCCAGUCCAAGUUGAGGACGGCGGAGCGAGCUCUUCACAGAGAGAAGCCAGAGAAGGCACCCGGAAUGGAAGAGUACCUUGAUAGGUUUGAUCUAGACACCUACAGACACUGGGCUGCUAGGCUAGAGAUUGCUUCUCGAGAGAGGAGCUACAAAAUCCGCAUGGAGCAGUAUGAAGAAUACCUUAAAGGCCGCAACUCAUUAGAGGAUGCGGAGGAGGUAGACCGUCUGCGGGGACUAAUCGCAGGGUUUACUGCUCUAAAGGAGAUUUUGAUUUCAAAGGGGGCCAAAACUUUUGCUGAGCUUCAUCCCAAUAUAAAAACAAGAGAGGAGACUCCCCCAAUGUCUCCCACUCCUAGCGUAGAGGAUUACGCAGAGGCAAUAGGGCACUCCAUUUCCUUUCACGGUGACAACACUAUAACAGAGAAGCGACGGGAGGGGUACAUUCAAUUGAUGGAAGCAGCCUUCACCGGUAACCUGGACAGGGUAAAAUCACUGACAAUGCAAGCAUGGGGCGCUGAACAGGACGAGCCACCUCUGCUGGCAAGUAUCCGAGACACUGCAGACAAUGGGCCUUUCUCCCUCGCCUUUUUCCGUGGUCAUCAUGAAGUUGCCAAGGCUAUUCUAGAGAUUGUCAAGGCUCAAUGGUCGCCGAAGAAGCAGAAAAAGGCGUACAGGAUGAAAGGCGAUGAUAGCGAUGACGAGGAAGAGGAGGAAGAGGAGGAAGAGGAAAACAGCGAGGAUGAAGGUGAUGAAGGUGGCUCCGACAAUGGGCCGGCUAUCGUGGGCGAGAACCUGGAUGAGAACUAUACUAUCGAUGACCUCGGCCAGCUAACAGUAGUCAAGUGCCAUGUCACUCCAAGCAAAAUCCUCGAGGAGAAAUGGAAAAAGCCGAUUUUGCACGGUGGUAUCCCCGAAGACAUCAAAUCUCAUACGAUGUUUCAACACUGUGUUGUGGACAACGACGUGGCCAGUCUAAAUAUCCUCAUUGACAUCGCUCAGUACUGGGCCAGUCAGACGCUCGAUGAUGCUGAAGAGGAAGAGGCCCACGGUGCCUUCAGGUUACCAGAGCUAGAUUACAGAGACGCUAUUCAAAAGGGACACACGGAACUGGCCAGCCUGAUGAUCAAAUGCACUGGCGCGGGCAUCCCACUUGACAGUUUCAUCAAAGGCUCUGGUAUCAAGCUAGACCAAAAACCCAAGCUCUACCAAGGCCUUACCGUCUACGGAAAGAAGAGGAAAGAUUGGGCGAAUAAGGGUCGCAAUAUGAUCUCCAGGGCAAGCGGCUUGAAGACCCCUCCGCUGCUAUAUGCUGCUCUUGGUGGAUCCCUCGAGAGCGUCCAGUUCUUCCUUAGCGAUGUUCCUCAUCGCCUGUAUACCGAAUUCUCAAAGAUUGAGACGGCGUUGCUUGAUCCUAGAAUCCAACAUCUAACGCAACAGCAAGGCGCAUUCGACCGGGCUGUCGGGAAAUGGCUUGGCAUUGAUGCCGACUUCAUCAUUCAUUGUGCAAUAGUAUCCCCUCCAAAGGAACGUCAAAUCGAGCUAUUGCAUUACCUCAUCAAGACCUGCCCCAGUGCCAUAGAAAAGAAGGAUUCGAAAGGAAACACGCCUCUGAUGAACGCUGCCUUUCUCGGCCGUGUUCCCUUUGUGAAGAUCCUGAUCGAGGCCAACGCUGACCAAUCGGUUCGCAACUCCAACGGGGAAAAUAUAUUACAUCGUGCUUUGGGCGAAAGCCCCAGAGCGAGCGAGUUUCGGUCAUUCCUAGAGCUUCUAGAUCCACGUUUACUUGGGCAUCUGUUCUUGCAGCGCAAGAAUCUGUCUGAGGACGGAAGUAACCCCGUGCAUUCCUGGAUAUCGAAGAUCUGCGGCUCCAAGUACGAGCAGGAGAGCUCGGACGGCUACUUCUUCUAUGGCAGGCCAGAAGAAGACUACGAGACCGAGGAAUCGUCUGCUCCCUACAAAGAUGACAAGCCGGGCCUGGUUGAGAUGCUGCGUCUUCUCCUUGAAUCCUGCAAGGGCGAGGGGCUGGAAAUGUUCAAUGGUGCUGGAGAUACAUGUCUCCAUACAGCGGUUUUGAAUCGCCAGCUGGCCAUCACCAAGACACUGAUUGAGUUCAAGCCGAGUUUGAUAUACAGGGAAAACGCGGUCGGCCGCACCCCUCUGGAAGUCGCUCGGGAUAUCGUUACCGCCAGCAAGUUGUCACGGCCGCGACAGAUCGAGCUGUCCCGCCUCGAGCCAGGGGACAGAAAGGCCCCAUUUGAGUUUGGCGAUGGAAAUGCUACUCCUGUUCCUUCGCCUGGUAGAAGCGGCGAAUCUCGAGCUGCGACUGUGAAUGCCGAGAAGCUUGGGGUUAGUGAGAAAUACAGCGAAAGGGUUCUUGCCAGAAUUACGUGGGAGGUUGGGUUAGGUGGCACGUCUGUCAAGCCGUCCAAGAAACUGACAAAAGGGCUGAGCAAGGCCGUCAUUCUAGACCUUUGUGCCACCAGUGCGGAUAAUAAUCAGAUGAAGCGUCGUCUAGUUUCUCUGAAUGAGGCCAACGAUGUGGCAAGGAGGUUGGGCGAAAUGAAGGCUCGAGUCGCCAAGGAAAAACAAAACAAGAAGAGCAAUGACAACGCGGAGGAGGAUGAAAACAAAGCGCCGUCUACUGAAGAGGCCAUCACGUUACAGUUGGAAACUGCGACGCGCUGGUCGAAAGCUCUGGAAGACUAG